UAGACUUCUUUGAUUUCAUCUGUUUUCCAAGAACAACAUGUCUAGCUUAUUUAUAUAUAAUUAGAUCCUCGCGGCUGUUCACAAUUGGUACAGAUUUGGAACAAAGUAAGGAAAAUAACGUAGAUUGUGGAUCAAGUAAAAAUCUGUAAAGUAUGGACCUCUUUGCUACGGCAAUGUCCGCUUUGGCUUGCAUGCUAACCACGCUGUGCUCUGGUGUGAGAAUAGGUCUCCCGGAAGAUCAUGUUGACGUCAGCUCCUGUUUCCACCGAGCAUGUAUAUCAGAACACGACUGGCAGGAGAUAGGCGAGAAAUGGCACAUUUUUAGAGACACAGUAAAGUUUCUGAACGACAGCAGUUCGUAUGAUAAAAGAUCUGUAAUAUGGCGAAAGUUUCAAGAAGGUGAUAUAUGGAAUAAAAACAAUGCCCAAGCUGCCAACACCCUGAAGAAUAUACGGACAAUGAUGAAUCAUAUUGACCAUACUACGGAAGAGAUGAAGGCUGUCCAGCUAAAAGACUAUUCAACAAGGUAUGACCACCAGGCUAUUAUAAUAAUGGGAAGCGAUAUCACUGUGCAGAAGGCAGCGCAUUUCCUGUACAACAAACACCCAUUAGUGUCAACUUUGUACAAAUACAACCCUGAAACAAACACGAUAAAUGUGAUUCUUGGAGAGGAGCAUUUUCUGGGAAGAAAUAGCCGUGUUCAGAUUGUUGGCCAUGGCAAAAACACCUUUGGUGAAAUGAGACUUGCAGGAAAGACACCAAAAGAACUUGCAGAAAUAGUACAUAAGUUACCAAUACAAAUGUCUGAACUAGGUCGAAUAAGUCUCGUUGGUUGCAACAUUGGAAAUGAUGGUCGAUCAGAAUUUCUCAAUGAUGGGUAUACGGAACAGUUUUUAAAAUCUUUAAGAUUUGAUCAAAGUAUCAAUGCAGAAGUCAGCUCUAGAAAUGGGCUUAUUAGUAUAACUGCUUCAGGCAAGAAAGAAACUGGUAAAAUUGAAGCUGACGGAAUAAAAUGGUUCAGUAAAGACUCACUUAGUAAAAAGAUAAUAAAGCUUGAUGGCUUUAAUGAAGUAAUUCGCAUUGAGUUGCCUGUCACUGAAGGUCUUGCGUCAUACAAUCUAGAAUCUAGUGGAGCCUUAGUUAAACUUACAGACAUCAAUUAUUAUUCAAAUAAACAAACGAUCUACUUGGAGAAGAGAAACCAGGAUACCAAUGAACCGAACUUACUUAAGGUAUUGGAAGCUAAAGAUAUUGAUAUCUACAUUAAAACUUUAACCAAGACUAACUUUUUACAUGAUACUGCAUUUGUUGAGAAGAAAAUAAUUGAUAAAAAUAUAGAAAAAAUACGAGAGAAAAUUCAGAGUACUGUAGUAAACGGUGAAAUAUCCGAAGAGAAUAAGGUUAAUAUUCAAAGCUUGAAGAAGGAGAUAAUAGAGUUUCAACCGGGUAAGAUAAGUUAUCACGAAUUCGUUGGAAAUGCAUACCUUUCUGAUAAAUCGAAUAAGCGGAUAUCGGAUGUAUUUGAUUUUAAAAUACACUCUGACGUUAAUGGAAAUCUAAAUAUGAUUAUGACAUCAUCGACAUCAUCGGUGAAGAAAAUAAGCUUCCUUCUUGACUCUGGUACUCCACCUAACUGGAAGUACGUUGCAAGACUUGAUAGAAACUUUAAUCGAAUUAUAAAAGUUGAGAAUGUCCGUGAAAUAACUAGUAGGGCUGAUCUCAUACAUGAAAUCAAUAUGUUUGGAGCAUUUGGUAUAGAUACGAGAAACAUGGGCUACUUAAACAAAUAUUAUCUAUUUGGUGAUGUUGUGUACAAAAUGGCAAGAAGAAAUUUUUAUAUAACGUGGGAAGGCAUGAUAGCAUCCGAUAUGCCGGUAAGACUUGAACAUUUUCAUGAUAAGCCAAUAAAUGAAAAUGAGAUUCUUCAUCUGAAAAACUGGAAAUGGUUAGAUAGCCAAAAUCGAUAUAUUUUACCUAAGGGUUUUAACUUGGAAACAUAUCGAGAUAUGAGAAAUUCAAUCAAAAAUGAAUAUGCAAAUAGAAAAAUCCAUGAAAUAGUUCAAAGUUUGUCUGAGGAGGGAACAUUUACAGUAACAAGCAAGAAAAUUUUUGUAGACGACGUUUAUUUUACUUUGGAAGGACAAAGCGGGUCAAAACGUUUUAGGAACUUUAGAGAGAGUUUAUAUCCAGGAAAUGUGCUUAACCUGAUGGGUAAUUUCAUGAACGGCGAACAUAUUAAUAUCAAGCAAAAUCAAAUGCAUAUAUUGGAAGGUUCAACUGUUCUUGCAAUUGCACUUGCAGAAACUAUUCGGAAUUUUCGGACAUUUUCUAUAAACGAAAUGAUGAUGAAUAUAAACGCAAGAGAACCGAUAUCUCUUCAUACGCUGAUAGAAUGCAAUCCCAUGACACGUGGAAAGAGCUGGGGAUAUAUUGGCAAUACAGGAUUAACAGUCAAUGAAAUAAAUCAUAAACAAAUCGUUUUACCGAGAGAGCUUAAUAUUGCAAGAACGUUUUUAUUAACACAAAAAGGUGAGGAUGGUCAAAAUAACAAAUAUCGAUUCUUGACAGAUACAGAAUAUAACCAGUUACGGAAAGAAAUGCCACCAGAAAAACUUGCACGAAUUACUUUUCCUAUUACAGAAAAUGAAAUGCACAACACAAUAAUUGACUAUAAACCUGAAAAUACUGAUCGUAUUGUUAGAACAAACCCGUUAGGUGAUCAUAGUUUCCCAACAGUUAACGAUGUAGAAGUAUUUACUGAAAAAUCAAUGAGUAAGGCCAUGCCAAUACGUGCUUCUGUGGCUAUGGUAAAUGAUUACAUACAUGUCAUAAAUCACGUGAGCAAAGUAAUAGCACAAAAAAGUCAGGUAUCAGGAAAGGAUCUCGAAAUCAUUCAAAGCACAAUAGAAUUUGAAAAUGGGAAUGUUAAAUUAUUUGUCAGAGACAAAUCAAACCCAACUGACAAAAUAGAGUUAAAUAUUGAAAUAAACGAAAAUAUUCUUGAAACAAAUUGGAUAAAAAAAGAAACUUCGAAAGAGAUAGACCAUGUUCGAGAAAUGAAAAGUUUUCCACCAAAGUCACUGACAAAAUUGAAUGAAUUUCUUGGAGUUUAUGGAAUCGUGAUGGGAUUCAGAGGUGCUGUUCAAGAUUUCGAAGAAGGAAAGAUUGGUGAAGGUAUUGUUAACAUAGCUCAAAGCGUCCAUGGAAUAUACGGAAUGAGUCAGUCAGCCCAGAGAGUAUUACGAAGAAUCACAAGUAAGAUUUUUUCCGCCGGGCUUCAAAAAAUUGAAGCUGGUUUAGCAGAGGUUUCGACAAGAAUAAGAACAUUUUUCUCACGAGGAGAAUUAGCGGUUAGUGAAACGUUAUCUGCAGCUGGUCGUGUUGCAGGAGACAUACCUGUUAUUGGAACUGCGUUUGGAAUUUACAACACAGUGCAAGACAUACGUAGAAAAACAACAAUCGGUUACAUUGACGCGGGAUUGGAUGCAGCCAUAACUAUUUCCGCACUAUUUGGACCAGAAGCCCUGAUAGUUACAGUAGCUUUGACAAUUGUUAGACUUGUUAUAGACGAUUUUUACUAUGCAAUAAGCAACGAACUGAAAAAUUUACCGUCAGACGCUUCUGCUUUGCAAAAGGUCGGAGCUGUUCUAAAAGGCAUCGGCGAAGGUAUAGUUAUGACUAUUAAAGCUUUUUAUGAUUUUACUUCUCUUGGAUUACUAAGUUUUGCUGAAACGUACAUCAAUAUUGACAAACGGUAUAAUGAAGAACAUGCAUUAUUUCAUAAAAUGUCUGACUAUCACAAUUAUCUUAGAUUUGUAAAAGAAGGAAAACAUGAAAAGGUGAUAAAUUUUGCAGCGGGAGAUGCGUCGUGGAAUGGCGGUAACAUAAUUUUCCAAAUGUUCGAUGACAAUACUGCACGGCUUCGAAUGCAAAUUGUGGAUGAAAAUGGAAGAGAACGUAAUCUUGACAAAUUCAUAGCUUUGGAGGAGGAUUCAAACGAUAUCUUUUUAGGGAUAGGGGAAUCACAUGACAUUAGCUUCAAGAAAGAGUCAGCAAAACUUUUUUGGGUGAUUCCAGUACAUUCGCAAUACCUCAUCGAUAAGAUUAAAGGUGACCAAAAUACAUUGCACGGUACAUAUUAUGGAAACUCAAAGGAUAACAAAUUCUUCACAGUCCAAAAUCUGACAAAAGAUACAAAUUUAGGAUACUCUUUAGCGGAUUAUUAUUACGAAAUAUAUGGUGAAGACGGAGAUGAUACGUUUUAUUGCGGCCCACAGCAAUCCAUUGUUAAAGGUGGCAAUGGGCGAGAUACAUACAUCAUACCUUAUUCAGGAGGGAAGACAACGAUAAAUAAUUAUGCGACAGAUUUAGAAGAAGACGUUCUUUUUAUAGAUGUACAUUUUGAGCAAAUACAUGCGGAUCGUCGUAGAAAUGACUUGAUUCUUAAACACGGUCAUGAGCAUGACAUAACUGUCUUGAACUGGUUUUCUGGUCAUCGAAUGGGACAUUUGACUUUCAAAGCAAAAGAUGGUGUGAUAUUUAAUGUUACAAUCGGUGUUUAUGGUAGGGCAUUUAUUGUCCCACUUGCAAUUGUCUUAACUGGAACCACAACUGGUCAUGACAUAGAUGUUUCUAGAGGACUUUGGGAACACGUGAAAAUGGUUAUAGGCUCCGAUGCUUCAGACAGAAUCGUUGGGAACAAAAAUGACAACAUACUUAAUGGGGGUAAAGGGAAUAAUUCACUUUAUGGAGAAGCCGGGAGUGACACAUAUGUGAUUAGCUCAGCUGCAACUUCGGCGUGGAAUGUCAUAAAUAAUUUUGACACAAAACUGACUGUUGAUAAAGUUAUAUUUGAGUAUUCAUAUGAAGAAAUCAUUGUAUCGAAAAAUGAUAAUCAUGUACGAAUGGAAACUGUCAGAAAUGGACCGACGGUUAUAAUGAAUAACUGGUUUACAAAUGAGUAUUAUAGACAUUGUGUGUUUGUAACGAAGGACGACAUCAUAUUCAAACUCUCGGAUGACAUAAAUGAACCUAACAUCCGUCAACCUAUUAUACUAGACGCUUCCAAAGAAACCACUUCUGUGGUAUUAAAUGCAAAGAAACGAGGCUUUGAAAAUGUAACAACAAUUAUCGGGAGUAAUUUCGAUGAUGUGAUACUAGGAAGUAGCGGCAAUAAUUACCUUAAAGGCGGGAGAGGAAGCGACAAAAUUACUGGAGGUGAGGGUAAGGACGUUUAUGUAAUACAUAAGGAGGAUAUUGGAGAUUUUAUUGACAAUUUUGCUGAGGAUGGAAAAGACGAUCUUUUGCUAAUUGAUUUCAAUUUUAACCACAUAACUGUCAAUUCUCUGAACUUAGAUGUGGUUCUGAAAGUAAAGAACAAUCGUAUCGUUACAAUACAAAAUUGGAUCAAAGGGGAAAAUUGGAGACACAUUGUCAUAAGAACGAUUGAUGGAAUCAGUUUUCGGUUGGAAAAAUCUGUCGAAAAUAUAAUAUUGAAGUCUCCACUAGAGAUCGAUAAGUCAGCAAUGACUACAACACAAAUUGUCAACACGAACAAAAAUCGCAUGCGCACGGUUGAACAUAUAAUAGGGUCGAAUGCUACUGAUACAUUGGUAGGAAACGAACAUGCAAACAGAAUUGAUCCUGGUUUCGGUGGUGCCUAUAUGAUGGGAAUAGAUGGCCAUGAUAUUUAUGUAAUCAAAGAUCAUUACAAAGGCCCUAAUAUCAUCAAUAAUUUUGCAAGAGACGAUUUGACAGACACUAUCAAAUUACCUACGUUUUUCGACGAUGUUUACACAAAUAUCAGCGAGAACGAUAUACUUCUUGAGUCAGUCUCAAACCCAAGCGCCUCUGUCACCUUGCAAAAAUACAAAACUGAUCCAAGAAGUCGACACCUGGUUAUAAACACUAUACAAGAUGGUGUCGUAUUUACAAUUCCCCAAGAGCUUGAUUUUCAGCCUACAGCUAUUUCAAUAGAUCGGACCAACCAGGCUCAUAACCUUAUUAUUGAUCUAGAAAGUAAGGAUUUGUGGAAAGAGGUUGUGACUGUUUUGGGGUCGAAAGAACAUUCUAAUGUUAUAAAAGGAAAUGAAAAAAAUAAUACAUUUACCGGCGGAACACUUUCAGACACACUUGAAGGAGGUGAUGGAAAUGACGUCAUUCGCGGUAACCAGGGAGACGAUUUUAUAGACGGAGGAAAUGGAGAUGAUAUUCUAGCAGGAGGAGCCGGAAAGGACUGGUUGGAUGGCGGUAUGGGGGAUGACGUCAUAUACCCUGGUCCUGAUGCGGAUUACGUGAACGGCGGUCCUGGAUUCGACAUUAUUAUUGUAUCAGGUGACGCACAAGAUAUGAGUGGGGUGUAUGUCGAUUUACACAGUGGUCAUGGCUACAAUGGAGAUGUCAAUGGGGAUAUAUAUGUUAGUAUAGAGGGCGUUAUCGGAAGCUUUUAUAAUGACAUGCUUGUAGGGACCAAUUAUGGAAAUCUUUUGGAUGGUAAAGGAGGCAAUGAUUUUAUAUCACCACUUGAUGGAAAUGAUAUUCUAGUCGGUGGUGAGGGAAAAGACAUAUAUGACAUCGGCAAUUCCAAAGGCGAAAAAGUGAUACGAAAUUACGCUGAUGACGGCAUUAUGGAUUACCUUAAUUUGAGAGUUUAUGAACAUAGCAGAAUUACUCUUGAAAAACGUUACGAUAGCCUUGUCAUUCAUAUUGGAAUCUUUUUAAACAAUGUAUUUUGUCCUUCGAUAGGAAUCGGCCCAAUUCAUAUUGAACAUUGGUACAAGCAUCUUACCCACCAACAUUUGACCGUUCAGCUAGCUGGGAGUGAUCUGGUAUUGCACUAUUUUGAUACUGGUGAAUAUUCUGUGGUACAUGAAAGAGUGGAUACAGGAGAUCGGAACAAAACAUGUGAAGUCUUGUUUUCCCAAAUAGGUUAUCAGGACUAUAACGAUUAUUAUUCAGAAUAUGCAGAUUAUUAUUUUGGUUAACUUAAGCUUGAUCUUGUUAAGAAUAAACUUUAAAAUAUGUGCUAUUUUGUAUGUCACAUUUUUGCUUUGCGAGGCGCUAAUCAAAAAUAAGAUCAGAAAACGACAAAAUGGUCACUUUGUCGUUCUUUCGUCUGCAGGGCGCCACACAAAAUCACAAAAAUACAACAAAGUGAUGACUUUAUCGAAUUUGAACAUUUUGACAUACUUUUGUUCCUCGAGGCGCCAGCGAAAACACGAAAAUACGACAAUAUGACCACUGUCGACAAUAUGACCACUGUCGACAAUAUGAUUACUGUCGACAAUAUGACCACUAUCGACAAUAUGAUCACUGUCGACAAUAUGAUCACUGUCGACAAUAUGAUCACUGUCGACAAUAUGACCACUGUCGACCAUAUGACCACUGUCGAAAAUAUGAACAUUGUCGUACUUUUUCUCUGCGGGCUGCAAGGCGAAAAUAUGACAUGACAUUAAUCAGCUAUCAUAUUUUUAUACUUUACUCUCUUGACAGUUCCGUUCCUGAUUAAAUGAUUAAGUGAACAUACAAUUUUUUUAUAAUUAAUAUAAAGGAAUUUACUGUUAAUUUCUCAAACUUAAAACAAUAACAUGCAUUACCGUCCAGUGUCUGAGAGGUGUCGUUUAGAGUGUCUUCCUACAGUCUUCUUUUAAAUAUAACAUAAUAAAAUUAUUGUUGGUGACACAUCAUGCAUAAAAGCUUCGGGCCACAUGUAUAUUAUAACAUUUCUACACAUCCAAUACUAAUAUGAUAUUUAUCAUUUUUAUUUUCCAUGUUGAACUUUGAGGGUAGUCUAAAUUAACUAAUUCAUGUAUAUUAUGCUACAAAGUAUUGAAAAUCAUUAGUGAGCAGUCUGUAAUUCAAAUCAAUAUACUAAUGAGAGAAGAAUUAUAA
Molecule: messenger RNA, 7890 nt
Organism: Ruditapes philippinarum (Manila clam)
Lineage: Eukaryota; Metazoa; Mollusca; Bivalvia; Venerida; Veneridae
Exons: 8
Coding region: 153-6983 (2276 amino acids)
Molecular function (GO): calcium ion binding
Source: RefSeq, a predicted model, not a curated record